Messenger RNA from Callorhinchus milii (elephant shark), 1508 nucleotides. RefSeq names its product gamma-aminobutyric acid type A receptor subunit rho2. The coding region runs from base 55 to 1452 and encodes 465 amino acids. Gene Ontology annotation, cellular component: synapse; neuron projection; membrane. Gene Ontology annotation, molecular function: GABA-A receptor activity; neurotransmitter receptor activity; extracellular ligand-gated monoatomic ion channel activity. The transcript has 9 exons. Gene Ontology annotation, biological process: signal transduction; chemical synaptic transmission; regulation of membrane potential. The record is from RefSeq and is a predicted model, not a curated record. Lineage: Eukaryota; Metazoa; Chordata; Chondrichthyes; Chimaeriformes; Callorhinchidae.
UAGAACGGAUUUGCACUGAAGGAUUUUGCAGGACUAGUACCGGGAUUGCAAACCAUGCCUUACUUUUUAAAAACUAUGUUGAUUCUCUGCUGCCUGACUCUGGUUGCAGAAAGCAGGAAGCACAGGAAGAGACGGUGGAUUCCUCUGGGUGAUCACCAUAAACGGAGCAAUCCUAUAUUAAGAAGGAGUCCAGAUUUAACCAAAUAUCGUUUACCAAAGUCUGAACAGCUUCUUAGAGUGGAUGAUCAUGAUUUCUCAAUGAGACCUGCAUUUGGUGGCCCAUCAAUACCUGUUGGUGUGGAUGUGGUGGUGGAAAGUUUGGACAGUAUUUCUGAGGUGGAUAUGGAUUUCACCAUGACCUUGUAUUUGCGGAAUUACUGGAAAGAUGAGCGUCUGGCUUUCCCCAGCAGAAACAAUAGAAGUAUGACAUUUGAUGGCAGGCUUGUCAAAAAGAUCUGGUCCCCGGAUGUGUUUUUUGUUCACUCUAAACGCUCGUUCAUCCACGACACAACCACAGAUAACAUAAUGUUACGUGUAUUUCCAGAUGGCAACGUGCUGUACAGUUUGAGGGUUACAGUGACAUCAAUGUGUAUCAUGGAUUUCAGCCGUUUCCCCCUCGACACUCAGACUUGUUCUCUGGAACUUGAGAGCUAUGCUUAUACUGAAGAUGACCUCAUGCUGUAUUGGAAGGAUGGGAAUGAAUCAUUGAAGACAGAUGAGAAGGUAUCCCUGUCUCAGUUUCUCAUACAGAAAUUUCAUACUACCUCUAGACUGGCUUUCUAUAGCAGUACAGGUUGGUACAAUCGUCUGUACAUCAAUUUCACGCUGCGUCGCCACAUUUUCUUCUUUUUGCUACAAACCUACUUCCCAGCGACGCUGAUGGUCAUGCUCUCCUGGGUAUCCUUCUGGAUCGAUCGCCGAGCCGUGCCAGCCAGGGUUUCACUGGGUAUAACAACAGUUCUAACCAUGUCCACCAUCAUCACUGGUGUCAAUGCUUCCAUGCCAAGGGUGUCAUAUAUCAAAGCUGUGGAUAUUUACCUGUGGGUUAGUUUUGUGUUCGUCUUUCUCUCUGUGUUGGAGUACGCUGCUGUGAACUAUUUGACCACAGUUCAAGAGAGGAAGGAAAGAAAAGCCAGGGCAAAGUGGCACUGCACCUGUGGAUUAUCCAACGCAAAGACAAUGUUGUUAGAUGGUAAUAUGAGUGAAGCUGACGUUCACAGCCUGGCUGGAUACACAAAAACACAGAUAAUCAGUGACGAGACAGACAAAGACAGGAUGUUGGUUCACUUAUCCAUUGGCAGUGAAUCAAAUUCACAGAAAAAGAAACGCAUCCGAGAAUUUGUCGGCAUGCGAAUCAUUCAGAACACCCAUGCUAUUGACCAAUAUUCCAGACUGAUAUUUCCAGCGUCUUUUAUACUUUUUAACUUUGUGUACUGGUGUGUGUAUGCAUAAAUUAUUUUAUUAGGCAUUUUCUUGAACAAAUUUAUUGCUCUAUAGCCAAAAUAAAC